This is a messenger RNA of Physella acuta, 1736 nucleotides long. Its product is annotated as kelch repeat and BTB domain-containing protein 3. Gene Ontology annotation, molecular function: protein binding. Lineage: Eukaryota; Metazoa; Mollusca; Gastropoda; Physidae. The record is from RefSeq and is a predicted model, not a curated record.
UUUUGUUAUCAAUGGCGGCAAACUAAAAACUAAUGUCAACUGUAUACUUAAUUUAACUUGUUUUUGAACUUUGUAUAAAGAAGAAUCCUAACAUCCACAGUCGCCAUGUUUAAUCCGAAACAAAAUUCUGUACAUAGCGACCUUGACUUUCACGUAGUUACAGAAGUUUACAUGUGUUUGCGAGGCAAUAAGGACAAUUUUACUGACUUUACAGUCAACAUUGGCGACUUCCAGUUCAACUGUCACAAAUUUGUCCUAAGUUCCUGCUCUGGUUUCUUUGAGGCUCUCAUGAGGACAGAUAUGAGAGAAAAAUCUGAAUCAAGCUGUACCAUAGAGGGCAUCUCACCGGAAAUAUUUGGAUUCAUACUGGAUUUUAUCUAUGAAGGGAGAAAUGUUCUAAAUGGCGAUAAUAUCCUUGCCAUAUGGCAUGCUUCAAACCAACUGCAGAUUACAUUUUUAGUUUUAUUAUGUGAACACUUUGUAAAAGAAAAUGUAAAUUUACAAAACUACUGGGAUAUACUUAUAACUGCUCAGCUGUUGGACUCUUUAGAUGUAAUAUGUAGAGUUAGACUGUUUAUGGUGAAGAAUGUUCAGAAGAUUUUAGAAUCAGACGCCUUCGUUCAACUCUCUUUUGACGAUUUUAAAUACAUUUUAAAUCACUGUAGGUACCAGUAUUAUAGAACUGAUUUUUUCGUGCAAUCAGUUUUAAAAUGGACAUGUUCAGAUGACGACUAUCUCACAGAUGAGUCGAAGAAAUGUUCCAGCAUGAUUCACUCGCCAGAGACAGAAACUGAUUCACUAAAAUUAAAAUGUAGAAAGGUGAACUCUACAACUGAUCAACGGGGGGAUUUAACGUCCAGAAGAUCAUACCUUGGUCAAUUACUUGCAUUAAUUUCUCUCCAGAGAACAAGCAACGAGUGCCUAGCCAAACUUAUGAACAAUAAAUUUGUCAUCGAAAAUGUACAAGCCAUGACUAUUGUUAACAAAAUCGCUGCCACAAGAUUCUGUCCCUCAAUAUUUGGUUCCAAAAAAAUUAGUCCCACAAAUUCAGAAAUGAUUAUUCAAGGGUCCAUAUCAAUUUCACAUUCAUCAGAAUCAGACUCGGAGGUUGAAUCCGAUAAAACCACAGAUUCUGAAUCUGAUGAAAUCAGAGAUAUUUUUCCCAGCCACGCCAAUGGUCAAGAUCAAACUACGAUCCCUAGUAGUUUUAAUAGAUCCAGUGAAAAUUUUCUACUUUCCAUGGGUUCUAUGCUAACUUUAGUACUUUUCUAUGCAUUUUUCUGUUUAUUACUGUCGAUUUAUCAUUUUUGUUUUGAAACUAGGUAACAUGUCUGAACUACAAACACACCCUCAUCUUAAAACAAGCGAUCUGUUUCUACAAGCAUAUGGUAAUCACAAGAGCUGCCAUUCAACACAAUUACAUUCAAUACUACAUGUCUGAAUUACACCAACGUUUUAAUUCAACUUCAUUAUCGAUUUUGAUUGUAGCACUGAACAUAUGCUUACGUUGUUUGUAUUUUGUUUAAUUAGAGGUAGGCCGUUGGUCAGUUUUAAGUUUAUCUCGAGGCCAUUUUAAAACACACACAUUUUACCAAUACCAAUACCUUUAGGUAAAUGAAAAAAAAACAACUUUUGAUUUUAUUUAUUUUAGCUCUUUUAUACAUUUUGUUUCGUUUGUUUUCUAAUAAAUAUAAACUAAUUGUGUCGUAUUCUGCUGUAAUAGAUUGACGUCAAGU